Porites evermanni is the source of this 6526-nucleotide messenger RNA. NCBI's taxonomy places the organism in Eukaryota, Metazoa, Cnidaria, Anthozoa, Scleractinia, Poritidae. The record is from the annotation of a GenBank genome assembly.
AUGGCUGCCAACACAAGCGCCACAUCCGUUCCGACAUCAAUUAAACCUAAUCCUUCGAAAAAAGAGAAAGAAACUUUGCUUGCUGUGUUGCAAUUUUUGAAGAAGAACAAACUACCUGUAAGUAACAGGAUCGUAAUGCGAGUGACGUUACGUUUCUUUGAAAGGAAAGUUUAAACGCUUCCUUGUUGUGUCUGUUUCUUCAGGAAACUGAGAAGAUAUUUAGACAAGAGGUCAAUGGCUUGGAAGAUAUAGAAGAAAUAAAUCUGCAGACAACACCAGAUUCAGAGGCAGAUAUCUCAUCAGUAUUAUCUGCAUAUAAUAGGUAGGAUGAGAAAUUGCUUGAACGACGCGGACUUUAAAACAGAUCAUAUCAGAAACAUUUGCUUUGAUCGUCUCUAUCAUCUGUCUGCCAGAUAGAUUGAUCACACAAGUACAAUGCAUGUACUUAAAAUAUUCUGAAUGCAAAGUUCAAUAAAUAUUACGUGCCUUGAAAUCUACUCAUGUGAAAUGUGACUUAACACUAAGUUGUGUAUUGUCUUGUGACGUGUGGCUUGCUUGUUUUUUUUUUUUACCAUUAUUAGUGAUGCAGACCCAACAAGAUAUGAAGACUAUUAUAGCAGGUAGACAAUGCCUUAUACAUUGUAACAUUUAAGACUAUUAAACCCCACUUUGGAUUAACUUGAAGUCACCCUACAAUUUUAUAGCACAGUAGGCAUGUCAAACCUGUAAUGUUAGUAAUAUUAAUUUUCUUAUAGUUUACAAGCAUUUGUUGAAAAGUCUUUGGAUGUAUACAAGGUGAGAAUGUUAAUCCUUCCACAUUUUAUGAUCGACAAUAAAAAUUAAUGUGCUGAAAACUCAUUAUUGUUAUUGUUAUUAGCAUCAUCAUGUAUGGUUCAAUUUUAUCCUUGAUUUUUGUAUCUGUUAAUUUUUUGUGUGUGUUUGUGGAGAACUCAUAACCAUAUGUAUAGUUUACAGCAAAUUUAAAAACAUCAAUAUGUUUUUAAGGAUGUGACAAAUUAAACUUCCUCUUACAAACACUAACAAUAAUAAAUAUUGUGUUUUUAGCCUGAGUUGGCCAUGGUUUUGUAUCCAAUGUUUGUUCACAUGUACCUAGAACUUGUUUAUAAAGGAAGUGAAAAAGAAGGUAAGACUAGCAAUUUAUUCUAGUCACACUUUUUAUACAAUUAUUGGAUGAGGUUUUUGUGAUAUCCAGAAUACUAAUCAAGAUGGAGGUACAUGUAACAAGGCUGUGCUCUAGCGGAGCCUGGUGGUCCCUGGCGCACAACUCUUGCUCUCAGAAAAUAAGGACAAACACAGCAUUGCAUAGAACACAGUAUGACAUUGCUUUUGGAAAUCAUGCAUUGCACAUCCAAACUACUUAUCUGUUAGCAGAUAACUAACUUAUAUGUUAGGUUGUGCUGCUGUAGGCUCUUAGCCAAUGAGAAGACAGAUUGUGAGCACAAUGUAUAAUAAUGAUAGAGAUCUGACAGAGAAAUCUGGAACAACAGUGUUUCUAUGUAUGCUACAUGUGCUCCUAUUGCCUGUGGUCAAGCCUAUGUAUAGCAUUGCCUUCCGUACAGGUACACAGGUGUACAGGUUUUUCUGCUUUGGGGGAAGGUAUUGUGUUACGUAAAUUUAGGCUACCUUUUGGUUUUUUUGGGUAACCAACUAAAGUUAAGAUAACUGUAUUUACAGCACAAUCCUUCUUUGCGUGUUUCCUUGGAAGUCAAGAAGAUUACCAUGAAGAAGAUCUGAAUAAGUUAGCUGCUAUUACCCGACGCGAGCACAUGAAAAGUAAUGAGUUCAUGGGAACAUUAAGGUAUUGACAUGACAAAUAACUUAAUUGAUCUAGAUCUUAGGGUUUUUUAUUUUAUUUAUGACUGAAGGAUUACUGUGUAUCAGAAGCUAUACAUGUAGUUUCUUUUUCAAAGUCUUUCCUGGAAAGUUAAGUCUCUUUGCUAUCAUGUACAUGUAUUUGCUUAAAGUAGCUUUUGCCCGUCAGGGCAUAUCUGGUAGUGUAAUUAACUAUAUUUUUGGAACAUUUUGCUCUCAAAUGACACUAUAAAUUGUUAAACAAGAAGUUAAUUGAAUGUGAGCUACAACAACCAUUUCAAAACAGGGGUGGUAUUCCCCUGGACCUCUUCCUUCCCUUUCCAUGCAACUUAUCUGUCAUUAUUGUUUUGACACCGAUGAAUUGGUGUUGAAAAAUAUUUCAGCACUCAAACAGAAAUUUCAUAUCUCCGCACGGCAAUAUAAUAUCCUUUAUUCAAAAAACAUUUGUUUUCCUAUUGUAGGAGUAACAAGUUUGUGAUAAGGAUGUCAAAGGAUACAUAUCAAGUUCUGAAGAAACAUUUACAGGUGUGCUAGAAGCUUUUACCUUCUUCAGGUUCUGUUUCCAAUAUUUUCCACCAGUUUUGCAUCUAUCAUCCAAAGCUGUGGUCCCUAGACAAUUUUGAUCUCAAUUCCAGUCAAGAAUUUUUGUGUUUUUCACAGCAAUUAAUUUGUAUAUUGUUUUAAGAUUAUUUUACACAAAAUGAGUGAUUUCUUAUGGCAUUUUAUUUUGCAGGACCAACAACAAGAUCUACUGCUGACCCUAAUUCAACAACAUCUUCAUUUUGAUGGUACUUUAAUUUGUUUCCCAUGCAAUUUCAUAUAAUAUGGUAUGUUUCUGAAGAAUACAGUAUACUCUGUACAAGUAUUUUGCUAGCCUUAUAAAUAGCAAUUUACACAUCCAGCGAUGUUUUUUUUUCGUCCUUGGACAGUUUUUGAAGGAAGGCCAAGAAACAAGCAAACAAUAGAAGCCACUGCAGGUGCAGUAACGGGCGAGGCAACAUUUGAAGGUAAGUUGCUCAGAUUUUGGUGGUGAGAACAGUAAUGAUGAUGAUGAGUAAUAAAUAAAUACUAAAUGAAUAAUAAUAAAUAAAUAAUGAUUUGGAGGUAGCACAUCCACAAAGUGGUUCUUCAUCUACGUGAUUCCUGGUCGAAUUGGAAUUUGGAAAUGUUGGUUUUUGAGGAGAGGGGAAAACCGGAGUACCUGGAGAAAAACCUCUCGGAGUAAAGGAGAGAACCAACAACAAACUCAACCCGCAUAUGGCGUCGACGCUGGGAUUUGAACCCGGCCAACAUUGGUGGGAGGCAAGUGCUCUCACCACUGCGCCAUCCCUUGCUCCCCAAUGAUAAUGAUGAGGAGGAGGAGGAGGAGGAUGACCACAGCAAUAAAAAAGACAAUGGGAAUUUUUUAGGUUUAAAAUAACUCAUUGAUAAAUAAUUGUUAAUAAUUAUUAGUAAUUUAUUGUUAGUCCAAUAAGAAAAUGGCUCUAUCCCUUUUUAAGACGUCCACUUUAGUACAUGUAUUUGUUUUCUUGAGGAUGUUGUAUUUAUCUAUUUACAGCUAAUAAGAGCAAGGUAUAUUAUGGGAUUCCACCAGAGCCUGAUCUUGGAGUUGUAAUAGAAGAAGAGAAUGAAGAUGAGGAUGAUAAAGACAAACCAAAGGUGACAUUAUCAUCAUCACUACAACGAUAUCAAACAAAGAAUCAUAAGUUCACUUCAGUUCAGUUUAUUCACAAGUCUGUAAUAUUUUCACUGUAUAUAAAAUAACAAAUAAGACCAAAAAAAGAAAAGAAAGACAUUAAUGACUUUGGUAGAAGUGUACGGUGGUCAGAGGAGUUUAAUAACCAAUUUAUAUGUAGUUAACUUUGAGAUUUAAGCAGAGAGUGUACACUGUAAAUUGCAACAUUACUGAUUUUGUCUUUGUUUGCGUAUUUUUUUUUUCUAGAAAAAGAAAGUAAAAAAAGAUUCAAAUGGGCCAGGUAAAGAAUCCCUUGGUAUAAAUAAAUACUGAUGAAGACUAUACCAGUUACCAAGAUCUUUAAAAAAAAUAAAACUUAUGGCUGUUGAGCUAUUGAAGGCAUUUAUUACCAACAAAUCAUUAACUCUGAUGACUCUCAAAAUGUCACCUUUUUAGUCUGCUUUUGUGGUAACUAAUUUGAGUUUACCAACUCAUUUGAUAAAGCCAUAAUUUGGUGUUUCACCGCCACUCUGUUCUGUCAAACCCCUAAAAAAAUUCCAUAAGACAUAAGAAAAGCCUGAACUGUACCAUAAAGGUCAGUCUUGAUGACAAUUUAUCCUUGACAACUUACAGCAGUGGCCGAUCCAGACCUUCAGGUAAGGGGGGACACGGUCAUCCAGACCCUGAGAUAAGGGGGGGUGCGUUCUCGAAAAAAAAUUUUUUUUCGGCCCUUCAGGCCUCACUUCGAUCUAAAACUGGGGGGGGGGGGCGGGCCCCCCAGGCCCCUCCCCUGAAUCCACCAGUGUACAGUGCAAGGUAGUUAUAGAGUAAUGAGUUUCACAAUGGCCUGAUACACCUCUUUAGGGAAGAAGAAACAAGAACACAACCCAAAUGCUCCACCACUCAACCGGCAGAUUCAGUUUCCAGUCAUGUAAGUAUGCUACUGGAAAUACGAAAUGCACUGCUGUAGGUCUGUAUGUGGUCCCACUAGAUACAGCAUUGCUCAUGCAAAAGUAAGCUAACACCCUCUAGUGAAAUGCAAAUCGCAUUGCACGCUACAUGAUUCUCAUCGUGCGCUUCACGAUUCUGUAGUGCAAGGCACAAUUCUUGCAGCGCGCGAUGCUCUAAACACUGUAAGUAUCAUCUUGUGUAAUUCUAAGAAACGUUACCGUGACUAACAUGCAAACAGUUUUAACUGCUGCGACCUACAGACUGUUGAGUAUAUUCACCUUUUAAGGGAUCAACAUGUCGGUAUGUUCUUAAACUUUUUGUCGAAAGCCUCUUGGAUUCUAAGCCAUGAUAGAAUGACCUACAUAGCGGUACUCAGUUUUUGGAGAGGGUAGAUUGUUUAUAUACAGCAGUGUACACAUUGGCUGUUGAUUCUGUUUGUCUCUACUCCAGCCACCUGUGGUUACGUUUGACGAAGCCCGAAACCAUAGUUAUGUGGCCCAAAAAUUUUGUAGUGUUCAAUAGCGUCCUAUUAUCUUUAUCACGCUUGUUUCGUCUCAUCAAAUCUUAAAGAAUGAAUCAUAUUACACAUUUAACCAGCUUGUUCCGUCUCAUUAUCGCUUAAAGAACGAGAUCUAUUACAUACACUAUUUUUAAUACUAAGAAUUCGGGCGACAUAACUCAGGAUUUCGGGUGACUUUACUAAAAAUUUCAGGCUCAGAACUUCGGGAGACUUGACCGGUUACUAGUCUAACAUUGACACUAUUUGAAUAAGAUUCGAUUUUAAAGUGGAGUUUUUCACCUUGCAGGAAAGACAGUGAUAAACUAGUGAAGAUAACUUUACUGAGAGAAGCUGCUAAAAGAGUAACACUUAGUCCUGAUAAUCUUCCCUCUAUCUGCUUUUACAGUGUACUCAAUGCUCAUUCAAGGUAAUAACAAAAUUAACAUUAAAGGUGGCUGAAUCUUUCAAAAUUUCAUGUUGUUGUUCGCUUAAGUAAGAAUACUCCCAUGUGAAAUUACUGCUGAAGAGGUUUCAUUUGAUUGGCCACACCAGAAGAUUUCAUCCACAGACUCAAAAGGUAGAAACUACACUCAUUCCAAAUCAAAACAAAGGAUAUAUAUCUUGAAAAACGCCGCGGAAGACAAUUCAUNACACUAUUUGAAUAAGAUUCGAUUUUAAAGUGGAGUUUUUCACCUUGCAGGAAAGACAGUGAUAAACUAGUGAAGAUAACUUUACUGAGAGAAGCUGCUAAAAGAGUAACACUUAGUCCUGAUAAUCUUCCCUCUAUCUGCUUUUACAGUGUACUCAAUGCUCAUUCAAGGUAAUAACAAAAUUAACAUUAAAGGUGGCUGAAUCUUUCAAAAUUUCAUGUUGUUGUUCGCUUAAGUAAGAAUACUCCCAUGUGAAAUUACUGCUGAAGAGGUUUCAUUUGAUUGGCCACACCAGAAGAUUUCAUCCACAGACUCAAAAGGUAGAAACUACACUCAUUCCAAAUCAAAACAAAGGAUAUAUAUCUUGAAAAACGCCGCGGAAGACAAUUCAUUUCACCACACCGUAGGUUUUCAUUUGUUAACACGCAACGAAGGAUUGGCAAAAGCAGUGAAUUUACAAAAACUGGUUAUGGCUUUUUUUACGGUAUGUGUUAGUGCAAAUUGCAUAUUUACAGAGAAGAGCAAAGUCACGCAAUUUCUCUGUUUGAGCAGUACAUUAUUCAUGUGCGCGUGACGAACAAUGUGCAUCAAAUUGUAAAACAUUAUUCAUUAUUAAGUGUAAAGAUUGCUUUAUACCUAAGGGUAAGAAAGAUCUCUGAAAAUGGCAGAGUUGCAGAGAUGACCUUUCACCAUUAUUGCUGGAUCGAAAUAUCUUAUGUACUUCGUAUGAAUUUCGUCUCUUAAUCUUCUUGCCUCUCUUGUAGUUUAAACACGGUUAGUAUAUCGGAGGAUUCGAGCCUUCUAUCCGGUGGAUUUGAGGACAGCAGUGUUCGUGUUUGGAGCCUUACACCCAAGAAACUACGCAUGCUCAAACCCCCCUCUGAACUUGCUCAAAUCGAUAAGGAAGCAGGUCAGUGA